Molecule: messenger RNA, 1153 nt
Organism: Staurois parvus
Lineage: Eukaryota; Metazoa; Chordata; Amphibia; Anura; Ranidae
Source: the annotation of a GenBank genome assembly
CGGAGAAAAGAGUCCAGAGUCUGCAGGAACGCAGGAGGAAAGUACAAGGAAAAGCAGAUGAUGAAACCAAGAGAGUCACUGACCUGUUCAGAGAGACCUCAGGAGACGUCUAGAUGACUUGGAGAAGAGAGUCCUGAGGGACAUCUCCGGGUGGGCAGAGCGGGUCUCCCGUCCCAUGUUGGAUUAUAUUCGGGAUCUGGAAAUAAAGAAGGAGGAGCUGUCCAGGAAGAUGAGGGACAUUGAGGAGCUGUGUAACAUGACGGAUCCACUGACUGUCCUACAGGAAUCAGACACAGGUGACUUGUGUGAUACUGAGGAUGGAGAUGAUGAGGACAGAGAGAGACAUGAGAACCUCCUCCAUGAUGGAGGGGAUGGGGAUGUGGGGGGGAUCUCACACACAUUACACACGGGUUUAUCUGAUAUCAUGUCUGGGGUCAAUGUACAGAAAUGUACAGGCACACAUGUCUCUCCACAUUCUACUACAAAGGGCAAAGGUCCCAUCAAUGGUCCACCAUCCAGGAAACGCCUCAAACCCUCCCCCACUGGAGGACCAAAUAUUGGGGCUGUACAGCAAACAUUGGGGGGUGUCGGGGGUUACAGACAUAUUACUGGAUGUGAGGACAGCUGGUAAUCGUCUACAUAUAUCAGAUGACGGGAAAACUGCAUCCUCAUCAUCACAUCAGAAUCGGCCAGAAACACCAGAGAGGUUCCAGGGUCCUCAGGUGAUGAGCAGUCAGAGCUUCUCCUCCGGGAGACAUUACUGGGAAGUGGAUGUCGGGGGGGCAAAGUACUGGACAGUCGGGAUGUGUUACCCCAAUAUAGACAGGAGAGGAGGUCAGUCAGGGAUUGGAUAUAAUAAGAAGUCCUGGGGGUUGAUGAGGGGGAGGUUGGAGGGGUUGGGGGGUAAUCAGUACUCAGUGGUACAUGACAGUAAUAGGACCCCAUUCCCCGGCGGUGUCUCCAGUACCAGAGUCAGGAUAGAUCUGGAUUAUGAGGCCGGGCGGAUCUCCUUCUAUGAUCUGUGUGACCCGAUCCGACACCUCCACACCUUCACCACCACCUUCACUCAGCCCCUCCAUGUCGGGGUAGGUGCAGGGGGAGGUUGUAUAAAGAAAUGUGGGAGGAGCCAGAAGUGAGAGAUCCGCCCAGAGAC